AACUCAUGACCGCCGCCAAACGUCCCAAACCCACCAUUCCCCCACCCAAACCUCCCUCCCACACCACCCACAGCCGCGACCCCCGCAACAACCUCCUCCCAUACAUCCUCCACCCAGAAACCCACCUAGAAGUAAUCGAAUACGACGCCGACUUCGUCGUCAUCCGCGACCGCUACCCCAAAUCCACCAUCCACCUCCUCAUCCUCCCGCGGGAUCCUGCCCUCUACACCCAACACCCCCUCCACGCCCUCUCCUCCAACCCAGACUUCCUCGAAAAGGCAAAACAGCGCGUCGCCCACGUCAAGAAGAUCGCAGCCAGCGAACUGCGCCGGCAAUUCGGCCUCGUCAGCAAGUCAGACGCCCCGUACCAGAAAGCGCUCGAGUCCCUCAUGUCGUCGCCGGACCCGCCCUCUCCCUCUUCUCGCGCGAAGCUCUUGCCUCAGGGCCGCGAUUGGGAGAAGGAGAUCAUAUCGGGCGUGCACACGCAUCCCUCCAUGAAUCACUUACACAUUCAUGUUCUGUCGCGGGACAUGCACUCUCUGUGUAUGAAGCAUAAGAAGCAUUAUCUCAGUUUCACCACGUCGUUCAUGGUGGGGCUGGAUGAGUUUCCGCUCGAGGAGGGAAGUCCGAGGUUUCACCCUGGCGAUUGGCCGUCGUGGGAUAUGUUAUGUUGGCGGUGCGGGCGCAACUUCAAGAACCAGUUUGCGAGGUUAAAGGAGCAUCUGGAGGAGGAGUUUGAGGAGUGGAAAAGGGAGUAGAGGCCGAGGAAAUGAGGUCGUGGCGAAUACUCCGUGGCGAGUACUCCGUGGCGAGUAGUUCGUUGGGGGAGGCGUCCAGAUCGAGGGUGAGUUGUCGGCAGGAGCUGCGAAGCAGAUGACGAAGACGGAGACAAGGCAUCAGAGGCGGCACAGCCUGCACUCGGAUGCCGCGCAUCCGUCGUCGUGACUAGUUUGUGGCUGCUGUUAUGUUGGCGAAACCUUGGGAAAAGGAUCUGUGGCACCGCGGCUUCCUCUGCAACGUAGAUGCUGAUGCCCUCGUAUAAUGCUUCAUGGCGUCAUCUAUACAUCUAGUUGACCAAAUCCCAUGACCGACGAGUUGACGCUCGUUCAUAUCCAUUCGAUUUCCGAGUGUACUAUACAAAAGGUGCCAAAGCCACUCCUCUAUCCUAACAGAGUACAUG
Molecule: messenger RNA, 1180 nt
Organism: Westerdykella ornata
Lineage: Eukaryota; Fungi; Ascomycota; Dothideomycetes; Pleosporales; Sporormiaceae
Product: HIT-like protein
Exons: 1
Coding region: 6-758 (250 amino acids)
Biological process (GO): double-strand break repair; single strand break repair
Cellular component (GO): nucleus
Molecular function (GO): single-strand break-containing DNA binding; DNA 5'-adenosine monophosphate hydrolase activity; mismatched DNA binding
Source: RefSeq, a predicted model, not a curated record